UCAGUACGAAUAAAAACCUUCCUGCGAAACGUUCCAAACGAACCAAAACCUUGAACAGUUUUCCAAGUACGAAAUGGAAAGUUUCCUGAAUUGAUUCGAGUGGCGACUAAAUCGAUCGACAAAAUGAAAUAUUUCAAGCAGAGCUUCUUCUUCUUAUUCGUUCUGUAUGAUCUCGUGGCUGGUUCACUAACCGAGGAGAUAACGUUGAACGUCAACUUGAAAGAACCCAUCGCUGUAACCGAUGAGAAGUUCCUCAGUCUUACCAUUGAUCCAGUAACCCUAUUAGCCGGGAAUGCGCUAAGCACGGAUUUCGAAAGAAGCAUAAACAUGGCUAGAGCCUUAGGUCCUGCAUAUUUACGAUUUGCCGGACCAAAUUCUCUUCCCUACUUCGGCGAUAAGAAUUCUCAAGACAAAGAGGAUAACAGAAAAACAAUACUAUCUGAGUCAGAUUGGGUUGUAGUCCAUCAGUGGGCAGGAAAGGCAGGAUUGGAUGUGAUCGACUGCAUUUCGCCAGACAAUCGACAAAAGGAAUCGGAGGAAUCCGAAAAUGCGGAAGAAAUAAUUUCUUUUAGCGACCAUAUGCAUUUUAACGCGAGCUGGCAACUAGGAUAUGAAUGUCAAAUUAGAUGCGAUCUAUCAGCUGAUGAUUUAGGGAGACAGACGAUGGCUUUGCGAAAAGUACUCAACAAAUUUCCUAGAUAUUCCAACAGUAUCGUUGCUGGCCCCGAUGUCGUGGCUUAUAAUACCGAUAAACAACGAAAAUAUCUUCGAGAUUACUUCAGCGUCGCCGCGCCUGCACUUUCGGUGAUCACCUGGCAUCCCGUGUUUGCCUGCAUCAUUUUGGGAAAUGGAGGAGCUUUCAUAAAUCAGGAUAAUUUAGAGCAGGAUAAAGAAGAGAUGUUCAGAGUUAUAGGUCAUUUCAUACAGAAUAAACCAUUAUGGAUUGCUGAGUCCAAUCCAGAAGAAUGCAAAAAUUUAUUCAUCGGAGCGCUCGUUCUGACAAGAAGGCUAGGAAACGCGGCAAAGAUAAAUAUAAAGGUGAUGAUGAGGAAACCAACAAACCUGACACGACCGACGCCAGAUUACUGGGUGUCAUUGCUUCACAAAACUCUCGUUGGACGAGAAGUAUUCGAUGCAAAGAUUCAAACCAGCAACGAGAAUCACAUCUACCUGUAUUGCCAAUGCGCGAAAGCUUCGAAUAAAUACGAGAAAGGAUCUAUCGUGAUCUUUGGUGUGAAUUUAAGUCCUGAAGAUGCCACGAUUAAUUUCCAAACAGCCAAACUUACCAUUGUUCACGAAUACGUUCUUUCGCCGGGUUUCGAUGCUGCUAACAGAAUGUUUGCCAAAACUAUUUUCUUAAACAAUAAAUUGCUGACUUUAACCAACGAUACUGUUCCUGAGAUAUAUCCAAAGGUUUUGAACGAUACAAAAGGUGUGCAUCUUCAGCUGCAGUCGGGCGGUAUUGGUUUUUGGGUUGUUCCUGAUCUAAAGGUAAAAUCUUGCAUGGAGAGCGAUGUAGCACAAAAGAAGGAAACUCUUAUAGAAACAGAAAUUCUACAAAACCUGGGAAGUGCGGAGGAUGUAAGAAUACAUGUGACCAGAUCUGUGAAAGAUCAAGCAACCAAAAAAAACGAAAAACGGAGACAGAGAAGUAACAUCGCUAUAUGUAAGUCGAAUAUAAGAAGGGAACUCAAAAGACUAAGGAGAUUCGUGAAAAAGAAAUUAGACGAUUACGAGAGUAGAUCGCUACUGAAUAUCAGAGGAUUAUCUAACGAGGAAACUAGCGAAAUCUCGAAGCAACCUGAAGAAAGCGUACAAGAUGGAUUACAAGAAUUCAAGGAACGUCUGUUGCGUUUCAAAAACCUAAUGGAUUCGAGCGAUACGAGGAUUGAACUGAAAAAACCGAUAAGCGAUCUUAUCACAGACUCGAUUUCUCUGAUGUUGAAAAUACAGGAUACUCUAAAAACUAUGAAGAGUAAAACCGAAAGUAAUGAAAACCGAGUAAAAUCAUCUCGCAGCGUAAAAGAGUCUCUGAAUACUUUGUACGAUCGUUUGACUCGCACUAACUUGGACGAGUCGAUCUAUCCUCAAGAGAACAAGAUAGAUCAAAGAUCUAAAAGGACUAAGAGGGAUCUACUCGCCGAGAUUAGGGAAUCUGUGGACAGUUUUUUACGAAAAGGACCCAGAGACGACGACGUCAAAGAACGUAAAUGUGAUUCAAAGAUUGGAUGGUUGAAGAAUAUUGAAAAAAAAACGCGACCGAGUCUCGUGCAAUUUGAAAGCGACGACAGUGGAGAGAGCACUUCACGCAGGAUUUUUGAUACAAAUCCGGUGGAAGAUUUUUCAAACGACGAUGUAUUUUUUGAAGAUUCCUCUCUAAACAGAGACUAUGAUUACGUCCUUGCUGGAAACUCUCCUUUGAAUAAAGAUUGCUCGAGGAACGAUGAACAGAGAAAUCGAAAGAUCGAAGGAAAUUCUCGGAAGAAAACGGAAGAUUACCUGAACGAUCAUCUAUGGACUGAAGUUGAUGACACUGAUGAUUAUCCUUUUUACGAUCCCAUAGAUUUCAUCGACGACUCAAGGCCCUGGAAAGAUCCAAUGGAAGUAGCUUUGGGAGACUCUAUCAAACUGUCGGAAGAGCAAAUAUAUGAAUCUUUGAAAAAUAAUGAGUUUGACGAUGAGAACGAAUCUAGAAUCAUAGGAAUUGAAUCAAACAAAAAUCACGAAGCUCAGGAUGACUAUUACGAAUCCAAUAAUUUUCCAAGGAACCAUAGACUCGUAUAUGGCCCUUUGAUCGAUCCUGAUGCAUUUAUUAUGAAAACCUAUGGGUUUAGAAAAAAUGACAGAGCUGGUAAUGAGAAGGAAUUUAGGGUCGUAGGAAGCCAAUCAAACAGAGUUCAGAGAGUACAAGGCGAUAAAAGUAGAUUAAAAGGAAUGGAUGAUUACUAUGAAUAUACUGAUUUUCCUAAAAACCAUAGACCCACAUAUGGCCCUUUAAUCGUACCAGACGCAACCAUUCUUCGAUAUACCUUGACUAGACAGCCAUCCAAUAAAAGGAACAAUUACGCAAAUGAAAAAGCUUCUUCUAAUUACUACUUAAGGUCUAUUCUGAAAGGAUUCGAUUUCCCGAUCGAAGCUGAUUAUCCUAGAAAUAAAAAACUUAAAAGAGAAAGCAAAGAUUUGGAUGCUGUACUUGAUCAAGAAAUGAUUAACGAAGACGACGCAAACUCGAAAAAUUGCAACUGCAGAGUCAUCAGACACUCAAAAGGUCGAUCGAAGAGAGAAGCUAUCGAGUCAAUGGAAUCUGAAAUAGAACAAAUCCCAAAGGAGGCGAACAUGGGUUUUACAAAAGACAUAGUUAAAUCAGGUAUACGCAAGGAUGCAGACGUAGAGGUGUUCUCAGAACUCAGAGAGGAGCUUUUAGAGAAAAUAAAUUCGCAAGCUGAAUCUUCGAACCCGAAGAUUGGUCGAGAUACAAAGACACUGUUACAAAUUGAAGCUAGCACAGAGGAUUUGAAUGCAAAUACAGCUUCAUCGAUCCUACACGAUGAUUCGGACAAAGAAGAAUUUUUAGAAUUCAAAGCCUCGCCUAUAGAAAAUGCAGAACCGUCAAAUGAAUCUGGGAGUAAGAAAAUCAUACGAGAUAGAGAAGAGGCGUCAUCGGAAAUUGAGAAAGAGGAAAAUAUUGGGGCGAAGUUUGAGCCAAAUAUUCCCUCUCUGCAAAACAAAUCUGAUCUUAAAUUUUAUUCUCAAAUCCUACCUACUGAUCAAUCGACGAUUUUAGACUCAAAAGAAGAGACGAGCUCAGCUGGAUCUUUGGAAACAUUGAAACACGACGAGAAAGUGUUUUUUCAUGGGCAAUUCGAUAAGAAGAAUAAAGAGGACACAUCGACUUAUACUGCAAGGUAUACUGCGGUUGAUCAAAGAUAUUCUACGCCCGAUCAAGGAUAUUCUACGCCCUUCGUCGUUGAAGAGUUUGCAAAGGAAAAGGGAGAAACUGAGGAGGCUGAAGAAGCUGAAACUCGGAAGGUAGGGAGUUUAAGCACGACAGUCAAGACGGCCACUUUAUCAGAGGAAACUAUCGAGGAAGAAUCUGAAAACAAUUACGAUAACGGUAACGCUGUCGGAGCAAGCUCGAAACGAGAGGUUAAACUGGAGCAAGUUCCCCAUGAAAAAGUGAGGCUCGCAAACCGGCCUCGCUCACCUAAACAAAGUAAGAAGCAGACGAAAUUAAAUGUUUCUAAGCCUCAAGAAUCUAAACUAUGGAAGAGAAUAAGAACACUGAAGGCGAUAAGGGAUCUAUUUCGUAAAUUGAAAGAGUCGGGCACUAUGUCUGCCCCAAGGGUGAGAUCGCCCAAGUAUGAGGAACAACGAAAAAAUCGAACGGAACGGCUUAAACAAUUACGGAAGAAAUUAAGUAACAAAGGACAAGUGACGUUAAAUAAAUACGAAAAAAGUGACAACGAUAUGGUAGAGAAGGAAAAGGGCGAGCAGAAGAGAAGUCUGAAAAGAAGAGAGAUUUGGGAGACGGUCAGAACCAGCGAAGAUUUUGCAGAUAUGAUCGACCGCGAGAGAUUAGCGUAUAUAUUAAUGUAUCCACCAAUGAAGCACGAUUUGAAGAGAGAAGCCAGUACGAGCGACGAGGUAGAAACGAUAGAAGUACCAGUAACUGAGAUCAUCAGAGCGAAAAAUGUCAGACAAAGAGUUUUUACUCCUGAUAAUCGAAGAAACUUUCGUGACACUACAAUUAUAGAACAUCCUAAUCCUGAUAAAUUAAAAGAGAAGAUUAUACAAUUGACUAAUUUAUAUCAGAGUAAAAUAUCAAGAGGAGGAAGAUCUGAUGAAAAUAAGGGGAAUGAUAAGGUUUAUUUUGCUCUAGUGGAAGACGUAGAAAGACCACGAAUAUUUUAUUACGAGGAAGAUCCAGAAAAUGAAGGGAAGAGGAAUAUGCGGGCACUGUCGUCGCGUCCCUUCUACAAUAGCAAGUACAGGCACAAUCGACUGCUACAGAAGCCUUACCGGGAAAGUCUUAAAGCCGCUCAAUAUACUAAGGAAGAAUCAGAUGAGUUCCCCGGGGGCAAAGAAAUAUACAUAAUCGAUCCCUCCGAGUACAAAGGAGGGCAUCCUUCGUUGCAAUUGUACAGUCCAUCGACAUCGAGAACCAAUUCACGGGGAAAGAUCGCUCCGAAAAAUAAGUACGAAGUCAAUUGGGAUUCUAUCUCGAGCUCCGAGCCUUACAGAAUUCUUCAAACAACUGACAAACGUGAAAGAAGAAUGCCAAGUGAAAAUUCUCAAGAACCGUCGAGGAGCGCUGAAAAACUUUUACAAAUUUUAAUCGAAAACCUCGACUCUGAAACUACUGAUAAACUUUUUAAGAAAUUAACAGGACGCAGUGUAGCGGACAAUAAAGGCGAACAUUUCACCAAUUCGAUUUCAAAAUCGAAAAAGAAAACCGGAAGGAGACAAUCGGAGGAAGAUAAGGAGCUCGAGAUCAUUUUUGGAAGUAAGGAGAAUUCUAAGGAAAGUGAGUCUUUGGAUGAUGAUACGCAAGGCAUCAAGAGACAAAGGAAAAACUAUCGAAAUGUUUCGCAAGAAAGUGUAGAAGAGGAUGAGGAGUCCGAAAAAAUUUCUGAAAGUAGAGAGAAUUCUAAGGAAAAUGUGUCUUUGGAUUAUGAUACACAAGGAAGCAGGAGACAGAGGGAAAACUAUCGAGAUGCUUCGGAAGAAAAUGUGGAAGAAGAUGAGAAGUUCGACAACAUUUCUGAAAGUAGAGAGAAUUCUAAGGAAAAUGUGUCUUUGGAUGAUGAUAUACAAAACAGCAGGAGACAGAGGGAAAACUAUCGAGAUGCUUCGGAAGAAAAUGUGGAAGAAGAUGAGAAGUUUGACAACAUUUCUGAAAGUAGAGAGAAUUCUAAGGAAAAUGUGUCUUUGGAUGAUGAUACACAAAACAGCAGGAGACAGAGGGAAAACUAUCGAGAUGCUUCGGAAGAAAAUGUGGAAGAAGAUGAGAAGUUCGACAACAUUUCUGAAAGUAGAGAGAAUUCUAAGAAAAAUGUGUCUUUGAAUGAUGAUAUACAAGGAAGCAGGAGACAGAGGGAAAACUAUCGAGAUGCUUCGGAAGAAAAUGUGGAAGAAGAUGAGAAGUUCGACAACAUUUCUGAAAGUAGAGAGAAUUCUAAGAAAAAUGUGUCUUUGGAUGAUGAUAUACAAGGAAGCAGGAGACAGAGGGAAAACUAUCGAGAUGUUUCGGAAGAAAAUGUCGAUGAGGAUAAAGUAGAUAAAGAAUUCGAAAAAGUUUCCGAAAGUAGAGAGAAUUCUAACCAAAGUAUAUCUUUGGAUGAUGAUACACAAGGCAACAGGAGACAGAGGGGAAAUUAUCGAGAUGUUUCGAAGGAAAAACUGUCGGAAGAAAAUUUGGAUGAAGAUAAAGAAGAUGAGGAAUUCGAGAACAUUUCUGUAACCAGAGAGAAUUCUAAGGGAAAUGUAUCUUUGGAUGAUGAUACACAGAGCAGCAGGGGACAGAGGGAAAACUAUCGAGAUGUUUCGGAGGAAGAAAUACAAACUGAAAGAGCGGAUGUUUCCGAAACGCUGAUUCCUGGAGAAAAUGCCACAAAUGCUAAUAUUUCUAAAAGAGAUUCAGAAGAAGAAGCAACGCACAUGCGAAUGCGGAGAAAUGCGAAUACUAGAUCAAAAGAAGAAUAUUUGAAGUCUGUGCCUUCGAUUUUAAUGCGUAAAAUAUCGAAAGUAAGCCAGAAGACUGAAUUGGAUAACUAUUUACAUGUAAAACAGAGUUCAGGAAAGAUCUCUGGUGAAAAUCCAUCUAAACUGAGAAUUGAAAAAGCAAAAGAACGUUUCAACGUAGUUCCUGAUAAAGAAUUCUACGGUAAAUCGGUAGCAAAUAUAAAAAAACAGAUUUAUUUAACGAAAACAAGAAAUAACGAUGAAUUUAAAAAAUAUCAAUAUUUUCCUAAAAAUCUGAAAAUUACAAAUACUUUACCAUCGAGGUCACGUAAUACCUUUACUAAGAAAAACUCCGUCGAUCCAUAUAGAAAACUAUUUGAAGACUACCAAAAUGAAUCAGAUUUCAUAGAAAAAGGAUCAGAAAUGAGAAAAAGCAAAAAACGUUCAGACGGUGCUUCGUAUAAGGAGGAAAAUGUAUCCAAGGUGCAAGAACUUGGUAAUGAAAAGAAAAAUGAAAGGAAUAAGAAAGGUAACAAGGAGAUGGAUUUAAAAGAGGAAUCACUUUCUAAUAAACGUGAAGUAUUAAUGGUGCUGCCGUGGGUAAAAAGAUCCAGCAGACCGCGAAGAGAAACGAUAGAUCAAGAGAAGAUCGGCAAGAAUAAUAAAGCGGAUAAGGUACAACCAUUUGUAUUGCAACAUCUAGACGGAUCUUACAACCCAAAGAACCCGAUAUCCAGUCAGAUCGAUGACGUCGAAAAAUCGUUGAUUCAGAAAAUACCACUUGAAAAAUUUACAGCGAAAGGGAAUAUUAACAGGAGGAAAAAUAUAAAGAGAAAUAAAAAAGACGAUGAUGGAUUGUCAUCGCUUCUACAGAAAAGCAUACCAAAGUUAGGGAACGUUGUGGUCAAUGGGUUAAAUAAAGCAGAGAAUUUUACUGGAUCGGUGGAACAGUUAAUUAUGAAUCUGGAUGAGAAGUAUAACAAGACUCUGAAAGAGGAACCACAAGGCAAUUCUACAAUGUCAGUUGACCCUGGUCAGAGUAUUUUUCACAAUGCGAUAGUGAACGUGAAGAAGUUUUUUAUAUUACUUAAUGGUAUCACUAAUAUUCUUCGAGAUAUCCAUAAUCCAUAAUAAUAUAUUUUCCAUUAUUAAACGCUACAUAAUUUAUAAGAUAUAUAUUCUGAUUUUCUAUCUAUACUAUUUUUGUAACUGAAUUU
Messenger RNA from Bombus pascuorum, 7898 nucleotides. RefSeq lists its product as uncharacterized. The transcript has 11 exons. Bases 124 to 7812 code for a protein of 2562 amino acids. The record is from RefSeq and is a predicted model, not a curated record. Gene Ontology annotation, cellular component: extracellular matrix. Lineage: Eukaryota; Metazoa; Arthropoda; Insecta; Hymenoptera; Apidae.